AUAAAAGCGGCCAAGAAACGCUAUGGAUUCCCCUUCACUUUUCGUGUUUUCGAGUCCCUUAUUGCGCUAUUUGGCAUUCGAUUCGACGAGCUUCAUUUUUGCGAUGGAACCAGCAGGAAAAAGGAGAUUUUCCCCUGUUUGGGAGCACUUUGAGCUGAUCUCACCUCAGAAGGUAAUGCACUGCAAUUAAUUACUAUUUAACAGAUUCCAAUAAUGAAAGAAAGUGUGAGGACACAUAAAAUUCACAUUUUUCCUUUCCGAAUACUUCGGUGAAGUGUCUGGUGUGUUCCAAGGUGCUUAGUUAUAAUAAUAACACCUCAACAAUGCUAAGGCACUAUAGGGUCUUGCAUGGGAACGAGGAGACCAACCAGGUUGAACCCGGCUCAGGUGGGUCAUUUAUAUUCAUAGUCCCACACUACACUGUGUGCAUUUUUGUUUGUUUGUUUGUUUGUUUUAUAACUCUGACAUGUAAUUUAAUAUAGCUGAGAAGGUUGACUUGGCUGAGCUGUUGGUUGAUAUGGUAAUUGAGGAUUCUCAGCCGUUUUUGUUAUGACGGCAAGCCGUUAAUGUGGAUCCAAAAACACAGACCAGGAGAUCAAUAGAGCAAAUGUUUGUGUUUAAUUAGUAUAACAAAGGGCGCACGCUAGAAAACGCGGAUAUAACAAUUACAACUUAGGACACACGCUAGAAAACGCGGAUAUAACAAUUACAACUUAGGACACACGCUAGAAAACGCGGAUAUAACAAUUACAACUUAGGGCGCACGCUAGAAAACGCGGAUAUAACAAGUACAACUUAGGGCGCACGCUAGAAAACGCGGAUAUAACAAGUACAACUUAGGGAGCACGCUAGAAAACUGCGGAUAUAACAAGUACAACUUAGGGAGCACGCUAGAAAACGCGGAUAUAACAAGUACAACUUAGGGAGCACGCUAGAAAACGCAGAUAUAACAAGUAUAACUAAAAGAGCACCCAAGAUGGCGUGAAUAUAACAGAGUACAAAAUCCUAACUACAAAAUCCAGAAGAGCACAAAAGUAAAUAAGAUCAAACCAGAACACGACCGAAGAACGUCGGAAGGCACCGAGGAUGACGAUGAGCACACAGCGGUAAGCAAGGCAGGAACAAGCAUAUGCAAUAGUCCGACACUCGCAGACGGUGACAGGAGUCCUUAAAUAGUGAGCGCUCCUAAUGCGCCACAGGUGUGCGGCCACGGCCCCGCCCAUCCAGCUGAAUCAGAUGCUGGAAAGAAAAAACAACUGAGAAGGCAUACAGAUAUGACAGUUUUCCUUGGUGGACGGCAGUGGAUUCAAAAAGCUUAUGAAAGCUUUAGCUCCUUCCUACGUUCUACCUACACGGCAGACUUUGAAAGCCAUGGUGGAAAAAAGGUACAAGGAAACCAAAGAUAAAACAAAAGCCAUUGUGGCUAAAGCAUCUGCAUGUAGUUUGACAUCAGAUAUGUGGACGUCCAUCAAUACUGAUGCCUAUCUAGCUGUGACAUGUCAUUUCAUUGAUGAAACCACAUCCCUCCAAUCAGUUGUACUGGGGGUGCAACAUUUCCCUGAGGCACACACUGCAGCAAACAUGGCUUUUAUGAAAACCUUGCUAAUGUCAGAGUGGGGUAUCAGUGACAAAGUGACAUGUCUAGUGACUGAUGGAGCAGCAAAUAUGGGAGCUUGUGCCAGAGAGCUUCAUAUGCGUCACACUAUUUGUGUGGCACAUACGCUAAAUCUUUUGGUGGAAAAAAGCUCUUGACCAAUGUCCUGAAUUGUUCCACAUUCGGGCAAACUGUCGAAAGAUAGUUGGUUAUUUUAAGAGCAGCACUACAGCAAAGGAGAGACUAACUCAGAUGCAAGUUCAAAUGGGCCUUCCGGUGCUUAAACUUCUUCAGGAGGUUGAAACGAGGUGGAACAGCACUUAUCUCAUGCUUCAGCGUAUCUACACUUUGAGAGAGCCUGUCAGAGCAGCUUUGGCUGGUCUACGCACUGAUCUGACACCAUUGUCUGCUGAACAGUACAGAAUUAUUGCUGACUGUUUGAAAGUAUUGGAGCCAUUUAACUAUGCCACAAUUGAGCUGUCUGAGGAGAAGAAAGUUUCGGGGUCAAAGGUAAUUCCACUGUUGUCCAUGUUGUAUCACUCCCUGGAGGAAGAAGAGAUUCGACAGCUUCAAACUCCAGAGAGCACAUCCAUGGUUGAGUUUCUGCAAAGACAACUAAGAGAGAAGCUGAACCAACUCCAGUCUAUGAGCAUUAUGUUUCUGGCUACUCUGCUUGACCCAAGGUUUAAAAAAGUAGGCUUCUUCAGUCCCAGUAAAGCAGCAGAGGCAGAAAAAAGGCUCACGAUGGAAUGCGCAGCUAUCAUGAGCCGCACAGCCUCAUCUACUUCAUCAUCAUUAUCAUCACCGUCGUCGUCAUCAUCAGAACCUUCCCAGUCUGUUGGAGGAAGCAAACUGUGGCAUCAUUUUGAUGCCUCAGUCCAUCAAGCAAGAACCACAAAUGUCACGGCAAAUGCAACAGUUGAGGUGCAAAAGUAUCUGGGAGCACCAAACAUACCCCGAGUUGAAAGUCCCCUUCAGUACUGGGAAUCACAGAAAUAUACACUUCCAACUUUAUACAAACUUGCUGUAUCCUAUCUAUGCACCCCUGCUUCAUCAGUGCCAUGUGAAAGAGUUUUUUCAAAAGCAGGUGAAAUUCUCUGCAAAAAAACCCGCCUGAGUCCAAAAACUUUGGAAAAAAUAUUGUUUCUAAAUAAAAAUGAGUAAGCACAUUUUGCCUCAUUUCACAUUUUCACUUGUUUCAUAUGCACAUAGACAAAGUAACACACAAUAAUUCAUGUUAAACUUAAAAUAUGUAUUUUCUUUGUAAUCAGAGCAUGAUUCAUGCACCAAGCAUGUUAUACAUUUUUCUGUCCACAUGAUGGCGUAGUCGAGGUAAUCAAUCCUCUUGAAGCCCCUAGGUGUGUGUGACUCAUUUCCCUGCAGGGCUUCACUGCUUCAUGGGGCUUCAUUUUGCCAUCACUACUUGUAAGACAACAGAUUGGUACACAUGUGUCGUCCUGUUUUGUUGGAAAGAAAUCCAGCACGCACAGCAGCCCAAUGUGGUAUAGUUUGGGAACCCCUGUACUACAGUAUACAGUUUAUGUGUGGUCCGCUUUCCUUUGUUGCACUCAGACUUGUUUGAUGUCACGCCAGCGCUAUUUUCUGUUUCGAGCGUAGCUUUCAUGUUGGGAAGCGGGGGUGAACACCAGUUAACAUUUGAAGAUGUUGGGUUUCUGGGAGAACGGGGGACCCAAGCACAGAGAUAAGCAAAACUGGUAGUGACAACAAUUUAUUGACAGGUUUGGCAGAAGGUGUCGAA
Molecule: messenger RNA, 3353 nt
Organism: Corythoichthys intestinalis (scribbled pipefish)
Lineage: Eukaryota; Metazoa; Chordata; Actinopteri; Syngnathiformes; Syngnathidae
Product: zinc finger BED domain-containing protein 4-like
Exons: 4
Coding region: 1847-2758 (303 amino acids)
Molecular function (GO): protein dimerization activity
Source: RefSeq, a predicted model, not a curated record